AUGAGUGUGACCCUCUCGCAGGCCAAUAUUAACCCAUGUGCAUUCAAUACUGCUCUUGCAUCAAAUAAGAACAACAUCACAGUAAUUUACCUUCUGGGGUUCCAUGACAUGGACAGAUUUAAUGUAUUGCUCUUCAUCUUGCUGCUCAUCAUUUACUGUGUGACAAUAUUAGGCAACUCCUUGAUCAUCACACUGGUGGCCUUCAGCAAGAACCUCCACUCUCCCAUGUACUUCUUCCUCACCCAACUCUCCAUAGCUGACAUCUUGCUGACCACAAAUAUUUCCCCCGUCACGCUAAAUAUUAUACUACAUCCCCAGACCUCCAUAUCUUUUCCUGAAUGCAUAACUCAGCUUUAUUUUUUCAUUCUAAUUGAGGGAUUUGAAUGUUUUCUUCUGACGAUGAUGUCUUAUGACCGCUACCUAGCCAUUUGUGCUCCGCUGCAUUAUGUCUCCAUUAUGAACCACGUGCUUUGCAUUAAAUUAGUUGUUGCGUCCUGGCUCUUAGGCUGCACCGUAGCACUGAUUCUCAUACAUGGCAUAAAUCAACUAUAUUUUUGCCAGUCAAAUACCAUUGACCAUUUUUUCUGUGAUUAUUACCCUCUGAUGGAACUUUCUUGCUCAGAUGUGUCUAUGGCUCGAAUAGAAGCCACCUUUAUGUGUAUUUUUGCAAUUGUCUUGCCAUUCUUUGUGAUACUAAUUUCAUAUGUGUAUAUUGUUUUAACCAUAUUAAAGAUAUCCACCUUUUCUAGAAGACUGAAAUCCUUUUCGACUUGUAGUUCCCACCUGACGGUGGUGUCUAUAUUUUACGGGACUUUAAUCGGCACGUACAUGAUUCCAAAUGAAGGACAAACGCAGAUCCUCAGUAAGACGGUGGCAUUGCUAUACACUGUGUUGACUCCUUUACUAAAUCCUUUCAUAUACAGUUUGAGGAAUAAUGACAUUAAGAAAGCUUUGAGAAAGUUCACAAAUAACCAAAAAGGCUUUUGA
This is a messenger RNA of Nanorana parkeri, 987 nucleotides long. Its product is annotated as olfactory receptor 10A7-like. The transcript has 2 exons. Lineage: Eukaryota; Metazoa; Chordata; Amphibia; Anura; Dicroglossidae. The record is from RefSeq and is a predicted model, not a curated record. Gene Ontology annotation, biological process: G protein-coupled receptor signaling pathway. The coding region runs from base 1 to 987 and encodes 328 amino acids. Gene Ontology annotation, molecular function: olfactory receptor activity; G protein-coupled receptor activity. Gene Ontology annotation, cellular component: membrane.